CUGCACCUCCAGCCGCCGCCGCCGCCGCCCCCGGCCAGGGAAGCGGCCGUCCGGGCCGAGCCACCGCGGCCUCUGGGGGAGACGGUGCGACUGGAGCUGGUGCUGAAGGAUCCCACUGACGAAAGCUGCGUGGAGUUCAGUUAUCCGGAGCUGCUGCUCUGCGGAGAACAACGGAAGAAGCCCAGUCAUUCAGAAGAUCUGUUUAAUGAUGAGCAUCGAGAGAGACAUGAGGUGGAAAUGUUGGCUAAGAAGUUGGAAGCAAAAUAUGGUGUAAAAUCUAAACACCGGAAAGAUCGGCCACAAGAUCUAAUUGAUAUAGGUUUUGGGUAUGAUGAGACCGAUCCAUUCAUUGAUAACUCGGAGGCUUAUGACGAGUUGGUGCCUGCUUCUCUGACCACAAAAUAUGGAGGAUUUUAUGUCAAUACGGGUACACUACAGUUCCGCCAGGCAUCAGACACUGAAGAUGAAGAUUUGUCAGAGAAUCAAAAACACAGGUCACCUAAAGUUUCCAAAGUAAAAGAAGAUGAUAUUGGAAUAAAAAAGAGAAAGCGGAAAGAAGAAGGGGAGAAAGAGAAGAAGCCUAGGAAAAAAGUUCCCAAACAACUGGGAGUUGUGGCUUUGAAUUCUCAUAAAUCUGAAAAAAAGAAGAAGAAGCUCUACAAAGAUCCCCUUUCUUUAGAUGCCAUGAUAAGGAAAUUUCAGAAAGAGAAAGAAGCAUUAAAAAAGAAAGAGUCUAACUCCAAAACCCCAGUGACUAUGUUGACUUCUACUCUCAGCAAAUCCCCUUCAUCUGCAGCUACAGCAAUGGGAAAUGAAGUGUCAGACCUAAAUCUUAAUAGUGCUGACCCAGUCCUUUCCAUUUUUGGUAGCACAAAUGAACAUGAACUACUUCAGGAGGCUGAAAAUGCCCUAGAGAUGCUUGGCGAUUUAGACUUUGACCGACUCCUGGAUGCUACUUCCAAUGGUAGCCCAGUGUCUGAAUCAGGGGGAGAGAAUGGAAAUGCUCCCCAACCAGCCCACACCUCUCAGGUUCUUUUACCCAAGGUGGUACCCCCACUCCCAGAAGGUUUGCCAAUACGUCUUGAAAAACGAAUUGAAGAUCUCCGCAUAGCUGCCAAGCUUUUUGAUGAAGAAGGUAGGAAAAAAUUCUUCACACAGGAUAUGAACAACAUUCUACUGGAGCAUCUGGGUGUAAAAUCGUUAACAACAGAAACUUCUGAGUGCAGUCCCAAAAAGGAUCAGAAAAUACCUGCAUCUUUAUUGUCUUCAGUUGGUGGUUCAUCAGUGAGCUCUAUUACUUCAGCUGUUGCCCCAACCAGUUCUAGCAGUACACCAGCCCAGGAAACUAUUUGCCUUGAUGAUUCACUAGAUGAAGACCUUUCUUUCCAUCCGCCUUCACUGGAUUCUGUUUCUGAGGCAUUAGCUGUUAUCAAUAAUGGGACCAAGGGCCCUCCAGUUGGCUCUGGAAUAGGCAUACCAACUACAAGACCUCGCCCAGGACUUCGGGAAGAAAAAUUAGCAAGUAUCAUGAGCAAGCUUCCACUGGCUACUCCAAAAAAAAUAGAGUCAGCUCAGACUGCACAUUCAUCAAGUCUUAUUGCUGGCCAUACUGGACCAGUACCAAAGAAACCCCAGGAUUUAGCUCACACUGGCAUCUCUUCAGGCCUUAUUGCUGGUUCUUCAAUUCAAAACCCUAAAGUUUCCUUAGAACCUUUGCCAGCCAGGCUUCUUCAGCAAGGACUCCAACGGUCAAGCCAAAUCCAAGCAUCUUCCUCUUCACAGACCCAUGCUUCUUCCUCUGCCCAAGCCCAAGUUGCUGCCUCCUCUCAUGUUUUGGUGACUUCUUCAGAGGCCCAAGAAUCUUCCUCAGUAACACAAGCGACAAAGGUGCACCAGCAUUCAGCUGUCCAACAAAACUAUGUGUCACCAUUACAAGCCACCAUUAGUAAAUCACAGACUAACCCAGUGGUCAAAUUAAGUAGUAAUCCCCAACUUUCUUGUUCAUCCUCACUCAUCAAGACUUCAGAUAAACCACUUGUAUAUCGCCUUCCUUUAUCUAACCCCUCAUCUGGAAGUGGCUCUCAAGGAUCCCAUCCACUGGUCUCUCGGACAGCACCUAGCACCUCUACCUCUAGUAACUAUUUAGCCAAGGCCAUGGUGUCACAAGUUUCCACCCAGGGUUUCAAGUCUCCUUUUUCUAUGGCUGCGUCCCCUAAACCUGCUGCAUCCCCUAAACCCGCUGCAUCCCCUAAGCCUCCCUCUGCUUCCCCCAAACCUCCUGCUUCCCCCAAACCCUCUAUAUCAACUAAACCUUCUAUGUCAACUAAACUUAUCAUAUCUAAAUCAAAUCCAACUUCCAAACCUGCCGUAUCCCCCAGUUCUUCCAAUUCAAGUGCACUAGUAGCCCAGAGUAGCCACUCUACCAGUAACAAUCCAAUCCAUAAACAGCCCAGUGGAGUAAAUAUCAGCAGACAGUCUCCUACCUUGAAUUUACUGUCCUCUAGUCGCACGUCAGGCCUUCAGUCUGCAAAAAAUCUUCAGGCCUCUUCAAAAUUAACUAACCCAGCAUCCACUGGAACUGUUGGAAAGAAUAGCUUGAGUGGAAUUGUAAUGAAUGUACCUGCCAACAGAGGUGGCAAUCUUAAUUCGAGCGGAGCUAAUAGGACUAGUCUCUCUGGGGGGACCGGAAGUGGAACACAGGGUGCUACUAAACAGUUGUCUGCUCCACAUAGACCAUCCACUGCCUCAGGGUCUUCAGUUGUAACAGCCAGUGUGCAGUCCACAGCAGGUGCAUCCUUAUUGGCUAAUGCCUCGCCUCUCACUCUCAUGACAUCACCACUGUCUGUAACAAAUCAAAAUGUGGCUCCUUUUGGGAUGCUAGGGGGCCUGGUUCCUGUCACCAUGCCCUUUCAGUUUCCUUUGGAGCUACUUAGCUUUGGCACCGACACAGCAGGAGUGACAACCACCUCGGGAUCUACCUCAGCUGCUUUCCACCAUAGCCUAACUCAAAAUAUGCUGAAGGGUUUACAGCCAGGAGCUCAGCAUGCAACAUCACUUUCUCACUCACCUUUGCCUAGUCACCUACAGCAAGCUUACAAUGAUGGAGGCCAAAGUAAAGGGGACACUAAAUUACAACGGAAAACUCAGUGACUUCCCAGCUAGCAAAGGAUUUGGAACAUUUGAUUGGCUGAUGGGAUCUAACUGAUGAGAAAGUACUUAUGUGGUCACAGGGCUGCUGUUUCUGUCAAUGUUUACAUUCUCUCGUCCCAAGCACUGUGGUGAGGAGGAAAAGGAAAAGAAAAACAAUACUUGAUCAAAGCCAGGUGCAGGAGGAAGAAAGGCUUUUGAACAGACUUAGAGACCUUGCUCUCUUCUACAGAAAGACAAAGUUAAAAUGCUAACUGGCUUUAAAGCGAUUCAGUUGUCAAACCCACAGAAGUACAAACUUGAUUUUCCCCAGGGGAGGAAGAAAGAAUUUGAACAGAUUUGGGUGAAUUUCAUCCAUCCUGGGGGUUGGGGCCUGACCACUCUGGGUGCAGAUAUAAUUUCAUAAUAAA
Gracilinanus agilis (Agile Gracile Mouse Opossum) is the source of this 3557-nucleotide messenger RNA. It is a transcript of the gene UBN2, whose product is annotated as ubinuclein 2. Gene Ontology annotation, cellular component: nucleus. The record is from RefSeq and is a predicted model, not a curated record. The annotation marks the transcript as partial. The transcript is spliced from 13 exons. Lineage: Eukaryota; Metazoa; Chordata; Mammalia; Didelphimorphia; Didelphidae.